Molecule: messenger RNA, 1382 nt
Organism: Larimichthys crocea (large yellow croaker)
Lineage: Eukaryota; Metazoa; Chordata; Actinopteri; Sciaenidae
Gene: ufm1
Product: ubiquitin-fold modifier 1
Exons: 6
Coding region: 121-384 (87 amino acids)
Biological process (GO): protein K69-linked ufmylation
Cellular component (GO): nucleus; cytoplasm
Source: RefSeq, a predicted model, not a curated record
CGUGAAAAACAUAAUCUGGCAUGUAUGGAAAAUAGAGCAGGAGAGAUGACGUGUACGUAAGGGUCCUUCGGUCUUCCGGGUGUGCGUAAACAGACGGCUAACGGAGUUACCGCUGUAAAAAUGUCUAAAGUAACGUUUAAAAUCACCCUGACGUCGGACCCCCGGCUGCCGUACAAAGUACUAAGUGUCCCAGACAGCACGCCGUUCACAGCAGUUUUAAAGUUUGCAGCUGAGGAGUUCAAAGUGCCAUCAGCAACCAGUGCAAUUAUAACAAAUGACGGAAUAGGAAUCAACCCUGCGCAGACAGCAGGGAACGUGUUUCUAAAACACGGCUCCGAGCUUCGUAUCAUUCCCAGAGACAGAGUGGGAGGACAAGGAGACUGAUGCGGCUUUUCCUCGUUGACGGCAUAAUGACUCACCCAGCAGAAGCACCGAACACUUGAGACCCAGGAAACACCUCGCUGCGUGUCAUAUUUAUUUUCUGGCCCACAUCUGACAGUGACUCACAUGAGAAUAUAUAUAUUUAAACUGGAUGAUGACUUGUGCAUGCUCAGUGCUUCUUCAUUCUCAGUCAGAGUGUUGUUUUCUUCUGUAAAUGUAGUCGCAUCACACGAUUGGAGUGACAUGAAGAUUACCCAGAGGUAGUGAGUAAUUAAUAUACACAAACACAGCAGUUGCAUCAUGGGAAAUGAUUCAUUUAAGAUAACAAACACCUGAGUCAACAAGUAUAGCUUUUGUAUCUUUUUAAUGACAAUAAACUAUCAGUAUGACUAACAACAACAUGCCUAUUUUGCAAUGUUUGCUUUUGUCUUUAUUAGCAUUGUGGAUAUGUCAAAGUGAGAGGUGAGCCUUUUUUUUUUAUAAAAAGUAAAUGUCCAACAAGCUGUCAAGGAUCAUUGUUGUUUGAUUAAGUGGCUGUGGAUAUGCAGGCAAACAUAUCCUCACCUGAACUUGCAUAAUGGAUAUGUACUGAAGUUGCGUGGACCAGCUCUUUCCAUAACUAUAAAAACAUGUUUAUAGAUUAUAAUAUUUCAGCUAAUGUAAGGGAAUGUGAUUGUUCAUCUGUUCACAUGGAUCUUUGCUGCCCUCUGUCAGGUCCCAUUUUAACAUCAGUUUGUACUCGCCUCGCGUCUGUACAUCGACCCAUGCAUUACAGUAUGCCCCAUCUCCACACAAUAAAUGUAGAAGAAUCACAUUGAGUCAUCAACUUUUUAAUAUUCACCACUAUCUUAAUAAGCAGCAGAGGAGCAGGUGGUGAGAAAACAUGGCAGCCAUUCAAAAAGCUUAGGCUGAGAUGCAGAUGUCCCAGAAUGUGUCACAAUCGAGGCAACCAAAAAAUAAAUAAAUAUGGUUUUGAACUGGGAAAUAAAUGUUUGAUUGCA